Condylostylus longicornis is the source of this 2703-nucleotide messenger RNA. RefSeq names its product ionotropic receptor 21a (gene Ir21a). The transcript has 9 exons. Gene Ontology annotation, cellular component: membrane. Bases 1 to 2703 code for a protein of 900 amino acids. The record is from RefSeq and is a predicted model, not a curated record. Lineage: Eukaryota; Metazoa; Arthropoda; Insecta; Diptera; Dolichopodidae. Gene Ontology annotation, molecular function: ligand-gated monoatomic ion channel activity.
AUGUACUUUCGUUUAAAUGAAUAUUUGGUUCAAAUGGCUGUUUCUUCAUUACAUGGUGUUGGUACUUUUGAUGAACGUUGUGAUUUGUGUGAAGAUUUCGGAAUUUAUAAAAGACGCGGUAUAAGUGAUGAAGUUAUUAAUCAUGCUAAGAGUGCAUCUAUUGUAGAAGGUGAAAAUUAUAAUAUGAAAAGAAAACGUCGUUAUGUUGAUCAAAGUACAUUUCAUGGUCAUCCAAAAACUAAAAGUGAAUUGUGGGCAAGAAAUUUUCGUGUAGAGCAAUCAAAAAACUUUGAUCAAUCUUCAUCGUUGAUUAAACUAAUCAAUAAAAUCGCUGUCGAAUAUUUAUCAAAAUGUUCACCCUUUAUUUUUUAUGAUACCUUUGUUGAAGAUUCUGAAAGUUUCAUUCUACAAAAUCUAUUUCAUACAUUUCCAUUAUCCUUUUAUCAUGCUAAAAUCGAUAAAGAUUAUAAAUUAUCAAAUUCUCUGGUGAAUACUUGGAAUGGUGAACAAAAUUGUCGUAGUUAUAUUUUAUUUCUAUCAGACCCAUUAAUGACAAGAAAAAUAAUUGGACCUCAAUUAGAAAAUCGUGUUGUUGUUGUAGCUAGAUCAACACAAUGGAAAUUAAGAGAUUUUUUAGCAUCAGAAGAAUCCUCAAAUUUGGUUAAUCUUUUGGUAAUUAAAGAAUCAUUAUCAGCCGAUUUAACAAAGGAACGUCCUUAUGUUUUAUAUACUCAUAAAUUAUAUUCUGAUGGUUUGGGAUCAAAUGUACCAAUUGUUUUGACCAGUUGGGUGAGAGGAGCUUUAACACGUCCUCAUAUUAAUUUAUUUCCAGAAAAAUUAAAAGAUGGAUUUGCUGGACAUCGUUUUCUUGUUGCAGCUGUUGAUCAACCACCUUUCAUUUUUAAAAAAAAAUCUUUAGAUUAUGCUAGUGGAAAUGUUAAUAUUGACUGGGAGGGUUUAGAAUAUCAAAUUAUAAAAAUUUUAUCGCAACGAUUAAAUUUUUCUUAUGAAAUUGCUGAACCAUCAAAUAUCGCUUUACUUGGGAGUGGUGAAGCCAUACGUGAAGAAGUUCAACACAGAAAAGCUGAUAUUGGAAUGUCUGGAGCUUAUAUUACAGCAGAUCGUGUUGUGAUAAUUGAUAUGUCGGUGGGGCAUUCGAAAGACUGUGCCGCGUUCAUUACAUUGGCUUCAAAAGCUCUACCAAAGUGGCGUGCUAUUUUAGGUCCAUUUCAGUGGCAAGUUUGGGUAGCUUUAACUGCUGUCUAUUUGUUGGGUAUUUUUCCAUUAGCUUUUACAGAUCAACUUUCAAUUAAACAUUUGAUUGGAAAUUAUGGUGAAAUGGAGAACAUGUUUUGGUAUGUUUUCGGCACAUUUACAAAUAGUUUAACAUUUUCUGGGAAAUAUUCAUGGAGUAAUUCAGCAAAAUUAUCCACGCGUCUUCUAAUUGGAUUUUAUUGGAUGUUUACAAUUAUUAUAACUGCUUGUUAUACUGGAUCAAUAAUUGCUUUUGUAACAUUACCAAAGUUCCCAGAUACAGCAGAUUCAGUCAGUGAUUUAUUGGGCCUCUUUUAUAGAGUUGGAACAUUAGGAAAAGGUGGUUGGGAGAGAUGGUUUUUGAAUUCAUCCCAUGAGCCAACGGAAAGAUUAUUUAAAAAGAUGGAAUUUGUUGACACAUUAGAUGAAGGUAUAGGAAAUGUAACACAUGCAUUUUUUUGGAAUUACGCCUUUUUAGGGUCUCAGUCGCAGUUAGAAUACUUAGUGCAAUCUAAUUUUACCGAUGACGUAUCUUUAAGUCGUCAUACGGCGUUACAUUUAAGUGAUGAAUGCUUUGCUCCUUUUCAAGUAGGAUUCGCAUAUCCAAAACAUUCUGUAUAUAGAAAAUCUAUUGACAAGCUCAUUUUAAGACUUCAGCAGGGUGGUCUUGUGAAAAAAAUUCUAAGUGAUGUAGUAUGGAAUAUGAGACGUACUUCGGGAGCAAAAUUACUUCAAGCUAGCUCAGGCGUUUCAUUGCGUGAAAUGGUACAAGAAGAACGGCAGUUAACAACAGCCGAUACAGAAGGAAUGUUCAUAUUGAUGGCAGUGGGCUAUUUGUUUGCAGCAGUGACUUUGAUUUCUGAAAUUAUUGGUGGAUUUACCAAUAAAUGCCGUUUAGUUAUGCAGAAACGUAAAGGUUCCAGUGCAUUUUCAUCGCGAAGAGCAUCAGCUGAUCUACAAGAUCUCGACGAAUUGCAUAAGCAUAAUGAGAGAAAAGUACAACGUCAACAGGAGUAUAAAAAAACUCAAGGGCGAUUCUUUAACUUCGCUGAAAUUAAUCAAAGUAUUAGGGAGAUGUACGGUGAUAGAAAAGAUAAUAUUAUGCAAUCACAAAAAUUCUUUACGGCAGAUGAUGUCAAAGCAAUGAUGGCGGAUAUAAAUGAUGAACGCGAACGUCAGAAUACUUAUACGAGAAAUCAAGUUAGUAAUUGGGUUGAGGAAACCUCCCGCAUUAGUAGUCAACCGAUUAAUGAUAAUGGUGAUAUUAUGGUUCUACCCGAAGUGGAAGAAUUAUCGGAUGAAAUUAUAAAUAUCCCACAAGAAAAUAGUUCUUCAGAAAUAGAGGAUUGCUUCGGUUAUGAUCCAAUAAAAGGAUUGUUCUUAAACAAAGAAGUUGGUGCUUUUUCUGAGUACAAUUUGAAACAGAGGAAUUCACAUCCCAUGCAAUAA